AUGUCGGGUCGUCAUUCUCGCAAUCUUAGUGCAUCACUUUAUAUUCGUGGACUUGCUGAAAAAGUUCGCUAUGAAGAUUUAAAGAAAAUCUUCGGUCGUUAUGGACGAAUUGUUGACAUAACACUUCCACUAGAUUAUUACACACGGGACGCCAAAGGUUAUGGUUUUGUUGAAUAUGAGGAAAGUCGCGAUGCUGAAGAGGCACUACAUGCCCUUGAUCGUUAUCGAUUACUUGGCCGAGAACUUGAAGUCGAAUUUGCGCGUGGCGAUCGAAAAACGCCUUCGGAAAUGAGAGCCAGAGAAAAAGAAUCACGUUAUGGACGUGGCGGCGGCGGCGGUGAUCAUGGUAGACGUGAUCGAUCACGAAGUCGUGACCGUCGUCAACGAAGUGGUUCGCCAGUUAAUCGAGAUCGUCGUCGUGGCGGUGGCAGCCGAUCUCGUUCGCCACAUUCGCGAUCUCCCGUACCACGACGGCCGGCAAGUCGCUCCCGCUCGAGAUCGGGCACACCCAAUUAUAAUAAACGAAAUGGCAGUGGUAAUGGAAAUGGUGGUCGCCGCAUCAGUCGCUCGCGAUCACCUGCUGAUAAUUAA
Molecule: messenger RNA, 591 nt
Organism: Adineta ricciae
Lineage: Eukaryota; Metazoa; Rotifera; Eurotatoria; Adinetida; Adinetidae
Source: the annotation of a GenBank genome assembly